Molecule: messenger RNA, 1002 nt
Organism: Haemonchus placei
Lineage: Eukaryota; Metazoa; Nematoda; Chromadorea; Rhabditida; Trichostrongylidae
Source: the annotation of a GenBank genome assembly
AUGAGUAUCAGAUCCAGUUUUUUAAGACAUGAUCAUGGCGUCCGAGUGCACAGACAGAAAAGUCUUCGCCAAAAAAUCGACGAGGCUUUUAAUAAAUGGGAUGACUACAAGGAGACAUUUGGAAAGUCAUAUGAACCGGAUGAAGAGAACGACUACAUGGAGGCCUUUGUGAAGAACGUGAUUCACAUUGAGGAACACAAUAAGGAACACCGUCUUGGUAGGAAAACAUUCGAAAUGGGUCUCAACGAAAUUGCUGAUUUGCCAUUCUCACAAUAUCGAAAACUCAACGGGUAUCGUAUGCGCCGCCAACUUGGCGAUUCUAUGCAGUCCAAUGGCACCAAAUUUUUGGUUCCCUUCAAUGUUCAGAUUCCGGAAUCUGUUGACUGGCGAGAGGAGGGACUUGUGACUCCAGUAAAGAAUCAGGGAAUGUGUGGAUCGUGCUGGGCAUUCUCCUCUACUGGUGCUCUAGAAGGACAACAUGCACGUGCCACUGGCAAGCUGGUUUCCCUUUCCGAGCAAAAUCUUGUCGAUUGCUCAACGAAAUACGGAAACCAUGGCUGCAACGGUGGUCUCAUGGAUUUGGCGUUUGAAUAUAUCAAGGAAAAUCAUGGUGUCGAUACCGAAGAUAGUUAUCCAUACGUCGGAAGGGUAAGGGCAAAUAAGGAAUCUGUUUCAGGAAAUGAAAUAAGCAUUGAAGGUGAACGCGAAUUUCCUUCCAUAUCAGUUGCCACUCAAGGUCCAAUUUCUAUCGCUAUUGACGCUGGUCACAGGUCAUUCCAGCUGUACAAGAAGGGAGUAUACUUUGACGAAGAGUGUUCGUCUGAAGAACUGGAUCACGGUGUUCUUCUCGUUGGAUACGGUACUGAUCCCGAAGCAGGAGAUUAUUGGCUUGUGAAGAACAGCUGGGGACCAACUUGGGGAGAGAAGGGGUACAUUCGCAUUGCCCGUAACCGCAACAAUCACUGCGGUGUUGCAACGAAGGCCAGCUAUCCGCUCGUUUAG